Messenger RNA from Polypterus senegalus (gray bichir), 2018 nucleotides. RefSeq names its product solute carrier family 22 member 6-A-like. The transcript is spliced from 10 exons. The record is from RefSeq and is a predicted model, not a curated record. Lineage: Eukaryota; Metazoa; Chordata; Cladistia; Polypteriformes; Polypteridae. Gene Ontology annotation, cellular component: membrane. Gene Ontology annotation, biological process: transmembrane transport. The coding region runs from base 64 to 1740 and encodes 558 amino acids. Gene Ontology annotation, molecular function: transmembrane transporter activity.
CUGGGUUAAGAGCCUCUUGCAUUUCUUGUGUGAUACUGAGCUUUAGAUCUGUUCGGAGCAAGUAUGGGGUUUUCAGAUCUUAUGGACAGCGUUGGAGGCCUUGGCCGUUUCCAGUUUAUCAACUCAGCGCUACUCAUGAUCCCUUCGAUCAUAAUGGCAAGUCAUACCUUCAUGCAGAAUUUUUCUGCUGCAGUUCCUGAUCACCACUGCCGAAUUCCAAAUUUCACAAUAAUAAUGAGUAACUGGAACAUCACUCCUUUGGCACUGGAUGGACAGACACUCCUAAAAGCCUUUGUUCCUCAUGAUAGAAAAAAUAAACCGUCCAGGUGCCUGCAGUUCACCGUGCCACAGUGGCACCUCCUGUUUCUAAACCAGAGCGCUGCAAACACCUCAGGGCUUCAGACAGAGCCGUGCCGGUAUGGUUGGACCUACAACAGGCAAGAGUUCAAUGAAACAAUAGUAACUGAGUGGGACCUCGUGUGUGACGUGCGGCACCUGAAGCAGAUGAGCCAGACUGUCUAUAUGGGGGGGAUUUUGGCAGGAGCCAUCAUCCUUGGUGGCCUAUCAGACAAGUUUGGCCGUCGCAGAAUUCUCAUUUUUUCUUACCUGAAGCUGGCCGUGUCAGGCACGUGUACGGCAUUUUCACCUUCCUACAGUGUCUUCUGCGUCCUGCGUUUUGUGACAGGCAUGGCCAUAUCUGGAAUCAUCCUCAACGUUGUGUCUUUAAAUCUAGAGUGGAUACCAAUCAAAUCUCGCACCAUAAUGGGUGCAAUGCAUUCAUUCAGUUCCAGCACUGGACAAAUUGCACUGGCAGGCUUUGCAUAUGCGAUUCGUGACUGGCGUACACUGCAGCUGGUGAUCUCUGUUCCAAUUUUUUUCAUCUUCUUCUAUAGUUGGUGGAUUUCAGAAUCUGCUCGAUGGCUCAUAAUUAAUAAAAAACCUGAUGAGGCUCUUAAACAGAUCAGAAGGGUUGCCAGAAUCAAUGGACAUGUGAAAGAGGGAGAAGCAAUCACAUUAGAGGUUUUGAAAGAACAUAUGCAACAGGAGGCGCAAUCUGUGAAGAAAACCUACACAGCCAUCGAUCUCUUCCGUACUCCUUACAUGAGGAAGACCACUGUGUGUCUCAUGAUUCUCUGGUGUGCUAUCAGCUUUGGAUUCUAUGGUUUGGUGAUGGACCUGCAAAGAUUUGGUGUCAGUGUGUUUUUGGUGCAAGUGAUAUUUGGAGCCAUUGACUUUCCUGCCAAGGCACUCUGUGCUUUUUCUAUGAUGUUUAUUGGACGAAGAGUUACUCAAGCAGUUUUACUGCUAGUCCCAGGCCUUCUCAUCUUGGCUAAUGCUUUUGUGUCUUAUGAAUUGCAGACGCUACGCACUACCCUUGCGGUUCUGGCGAAAGGAAUGCUGGGUGCCUCAUUUACUUGUAUCUACAUGUACACUUUGGAGCUCUACCCCACUGUUAUCAGGCAAACUGGAUUGGGAUUUGGAUCAACAAUGGCUCGAGUAGGAUCAAUGACAGCACCAAUGGUCAUGUUGCUUGAAGAUUACCUUUAUGGCUUACCCCUGAUGGUGUACGGGGCACUGCCUGUGAUUGCAGGCAUCAUCGCAGUCUUCCUUCCAGAGACUCUUAACAUGCCAUUGCCAGAGACUAUAGAGUAUGUGGAAGCACAACGGGGUCAAGGAAAAAGAAAGCAGAACAUAAAAAGUGAAAUUACUCCUCAUGUUUUGCUGUCUAGUAAAUUGUGAAGCCAUGUCUUUGACUGAUUUGUCUUUCAUUGACAAUUUAAUCUUUUAGCUGUAAACAUUUCAAGUUGUAUACUAUUCUGUACCAUGAGGAAGAUGUACAGUAGGUUUUUGAUACAUUAAACAGCAUCAUAGCAAUUAAUUCAGGACUUUUAUACAACCUUUCAAUACAAAUAUGUAAAUGCAUAUUUCAGUUGCAUCAUAGGGCGGCACGGUGGCGCAGUGGUAGCGCUGCUGCCUCGCAGUUAGGAGACCCGGGUUCGCUUCCUGGGUCCUCCCUG